Molecule: messenger RNA, 841 nt
Organism: Nilaparvata lugens (brown planthopper)
Lineage: Eukaryota; Metazoa; Arthropoda; Insecta; Hemiptera; Delphacidae
Exons: 5
Coding region: 365-769 (134 amino acids)
Source: RefSeq, a predicted model, not a curated record
GCCAUAGAUUAGACGUACCCUACCAGAGGCUGAGCAGGACGCGAACUGGCCUUGCCCACCUGUCUGUGAGACUAUUCAACAAGCUGCCAAUAGCGGCUAGAGACGUGUCGAUCAGGCGAUUUCAACUAAAGAGGUGGAAAAACUCAAACUUGAAUUAUUAGAAAACAGAUGUGAAAGAGCGACUUGCCCUCUAGAGCACCAACAGCUUCUUCAAGAAAAAACUUUAUUGAAUAUGAAGCUGAAACAACGCGCUGAUGGGAUUGCUGGUGGAGAACCCAUUGUAUUCCAUCAGUGAAUUCUUAAUGUUAGACAACAUAUAUUAUCAUGCUGAUCCUUCGCGAGCCAUAACUAAUCAAUUACAAAAAUGUUGGUUUUUGUAUUGCUGAUUGGAGUCUCAUGUAUGUUUGCAAUAUUGUGGAUUUUAUACGUGUUGUUGGGAGAUCAUACUGAUACAUUGAACAAACAAACAACGAAGAUGCAACAAAUGCGUAACAACAGCAUAAAUGUCACUCUAGUUUUGAGUAAAGCUUGGAAUAUAAUGAGUUCUAAUGAGAUAAAAACAAAUUUAAUUCUCCAAUUGUCCUCAAGAAGAGCUGCUUUCAACAGGCAACAGUUAUGUAAACAGAAAAGAGAGAAUAAGCUACUGAUGGUCAGUGUUGAGAACAAGAGCAAUCUAUUUCCUGGAUUAAGAGCCAGCAGAUUGAAAUCAAAUGGGAUUAACAUGUUAGAUAUCAAUGACAGUAUAGGUCAUGUACACCACCUCUGCUAAGAACAUCUCGUCUACAAUGAAGAAUGAAUAUUAUGUUAAUGUGGCAACAAUUAAAAACGUUCAAUUACCCAA